GACACUGAAGUCACAUGACACGCUGACAGCAAGAUGGCGAAAACUGGAGGAAGAAUGGACAUGAACUCGCUUAAUGGUCCGUUAAAUGAUGUUGCCGGCCGAAAUAUACAAAAGUUGGCAAUCACCAGAGAUUAUAUAUCACAACCCCGUAUCACAUAUAAGACAGUGUCUGGUGUGAAUGGACCUUUAGUUAUAUUGGAUGAUGUGAAGUUCCCUAAAUAUGCUGAGAUUGUUAACUUAACGUUAGCUGAUGGAAGUCAACGAAGUGGACAGGUACUGGAAGUUAGUGGCUCAAAGGCUGUUGUACAGGUAUUUGAGGGUACAUCAGGUAUUGAUGCUAAACAUACAACAUGUGAAUUUACAGCCGAUAUUUUAAGAAUGCCUGUCUCAGAAGACAUGUUGGGUCGAGUAUUUAAUGGAUCUGGUAAACCUAUUGAUAAAGGACCAUCAGUUUUAGCUGAAGAUUAUUUAGAUAUUCAGGGUCAACCUAUUAAUCCGUGGUCUCGUAUUUAUCCUGAAGAGAUGAUACAGACAGGUAUAUCAGCUAUAGAUACCAUGAACUCUAUCGCUAGAGGUCAAAAAAUCCCUAUAUUCUCAGCUGCCGGUUUACCACAUAAUGAAAUUGCUGCUCAAAUUUGUAGACAAGCUGGUUUGGUCAAAUUACCUGGUAAAAGUGUCAUGGAUGAUCACGAAGACAACUUUGCUAUUGUUUUUGCUGCUAUGGGAGUUAAUAUGGAAACAGCUAGAUUCUUUAAACAAGAUUUUGAAGAAAAUGGUUCCAUGGAAAAUGUCUGUCUGUUCUUGAAUUUAGCCAAUGAUCCUACUAUUGAAAGAAUUAUUACCCCACGUAUUGCCCUGACAACAGCUGAAUAUAUGGCUUAUCAAUGUGAAAAACACGUACUGGUUAUUCUAACUGAUAUGAGUUCUUAUGCUGAGGCUUUAAGAGAGGUAUCAGCUGCUAGAGAGGAAGUACCUGGUCGUCGUGGUUUCCCAGGUUACAUGUACACUGAUUUAGCUACUAUAUAUGAAAGAGCUGGUCGGGUUGAAGGAAGAAAUGGCUCAAUUACACAAAUCCCUAUUUUAACUAUGCCUAAUGAUGAUAUAACACAUCCUAUUCCUGAUUUAACAGGUUAUAUCACAGAGGGUCAAAUAUAUGUUGAUCGACAACUUCACAACAGACAGAUCUAUCCACCAAUCAAUGUAUUACCAUCUUUAUCUCGAUUGAUGAAAUCUGCUAUUGGUGAAGGUAUGACAAGAGAAGAUCAUGCUGAUGUUUCUAAUCAAUUGUAUGCUUGUUAUGCUAUUGGUAAAGAUGUACAAGCUAUGAAAGCUGUAGUAGGAGAAGAGGCUUUAACACCAGAAGAUUUACUAUACUUAGAAUUUUUAACUAAAUUUGAGAAAAACUUUAUUUCACAAGGUCAUUACGAAAAUCGAACAAUUUUUGAAUCUCUGGAUAAAGGUUGGCAGUUGUUACGAAUUUUCCCUAAAGAAAUGUUGAAAAGAAUUCCACAGAGUACUUUAACCAAAUACUAUCCACGUGAUGCCCAGAGAACACAAGCUGCAGCUGCAGCUGCAAAGGAAGUGACAUCAUUAUAAAAUCAUUACCUUAUUAGUCGAUAAGAUAAACCAAUCGUAUGUCUUGAUACAUAAACCAGUUUCAUUGCUUAAAAAGACAUAAAGUAACCAUGGUGAUCAUUGUUUUAUAAUGUACAGUACAAUUCAGACAAUAUGCUUUAUCAGUAUGAUUAGGUUUCCUGGAGCAGGAUCAGAUUAAGGCCCUUAGAGAACCUAAGCACAUUAAAGAUUUUAGUGCCCACAUAUAUAUAUAUAUAUAUAUAUAUAUAUAUAUAUAUAUAUAUAUGUAAUUUAAAAUAGAAACAAUAAAAAACAUAACAAAAACCUUGUGGGUUUUCUCCUGGUCCUCCAGUUUCCUCCCACUGCUAAAGACCCCUACAUGCAAACGAAUUAUUGAAAUAAAAUUGAACCAUAUGUUAGUCCCAAAAUGACCUAGUUUGUGUCAAGGGCGUUAAACCCCAUUUCUCUCUCUCUCACUACAAGUACUUAGAUUUCUAUGUGCCAUAAUGGUAUUGAUGUGAAGAAUUCAUCAUGUCAAGUCCUAUUGUUAGCCAAAAAAUCUAUUGAAAAAGUAUAAAUAAGCGAAUUUGGCUUUAAUGACUACUACAAGUACUUAGUAGUAUUAUAUUUGAAUUGACAAUCGAAUAUUUCGCCAAAACAAAAUAUUGAAAAAGUAUGAAAAUGUAAACAUAUUUGAAACUUUGAAAGUUUCAGGAUUCUGUAUAAUUUUAUAUCUACAUAAAAAUGUUAAAAGUAAGGAACUGGUUUCUGUACAACACUAUUUGCAAUAUUUUAGUUGAUAGUUUUAAAGAGGUAAUUACGCUAACUUGUACAGAAUGCUGUUGCAUUGGACAUAUAGAAGACUCCAAGUCCUAUAAAUAGACAAAGAUGUAAUCUAGGAAGAGGCUGAAUCUAUUUGUUAUGGCCAGCUCAAUUUUCGUCACUGUCGCUGAGACGUAAAUAAGGUUAGGGCACGUGAUUGUUGGUGAGAUUGUAGGUUAGGUUUAAGAAUUCGGGUAAACAUUCGAGCUAGGUCCAGGGUUAGGGUUGGAAUUAGUUCUAGCCCUGUUUACAUCUCGUGACCUUUGACCAAACCUGAAGUUAGCCUUAUCAAAUAGAUCUAACCGUUGUAUUUGUAGUUGUAAUUGAGUAUUAAUUAGCUAUGUAGAUUUAGUAUUAAAAUCUUAAAGUGUCAAUCAAAAGAAUAACAAUAACAUACGAUUGUUAUAUUAGUUAUAUAUAUGUUAAAGGCUCGAUGCGUUGUUCAGUGCUAUAAGAAUCCCUUGUAAACAACAUUAUUGAUGUGUUGUUCAGCUCUAUAAGAAUCCUUUGUAAACAACAAUAUUGAUGCAUAUUUUAGUGCUAUAAGAAUCCCUUGCAAGCUAUAAUAUUGUGAAUAUCAGUCCAAAAACGGUUCAAUUCUGCUUAGUAUUUACAAAGUUUUGAUAGAUUGAAAUUGAUCGAAGCUAAGUCUCGGUCCUCCAUAUUUGAUUAGAAAACAUUUCAGACUUAAAGAAUGAUCUACAAGAGGCAGAUUUAGCUCUUGCAUAAUGCAUGUUUAAUUAAAUAUUAAAUAUUAGUGUGUAUUAAGCAGUGAGAAAGUUGAUAUUUUAGUGAAAAUGCAAAUGACCCAUCGAGCCUAUAAGUAAGUAGUGAUCGUGUUUGAAAUAUUUAUAAAUAGUUAUAUAUCUAUAUAUACAUAGACACACAUUAUUAAUAUUGCUAAUACAAACAUCCAUUAACCAAGAACAAAGAAACAGAAGUGGUUGGGUCCAUUUGUGGUUGGACCUACUUUAAAUAUCUUACGGUUCCACGAUUGGCAUCUUUCAAAUGCUAUCAAGACAUUGACCACGUUAAAUAUCUUAUUGAUCAACUACGGGCAUCUGUCAAGGUAUUAAAGUUGAAAAUAUUCUUAAAGAUACAUUAUGGGAGAUUAGAUAAAGAGCUGGCAGUUCUCACUAUAAUAGUUAAAAACAAGAUAAUGUAAAAGGAAUAUGCUGAAAAUUUCAGUCAAAUUGAUCCACUCUGAACCAAGAUAUUAUCGAUUAAAUUUUAGGCCUACUUAAAGGGGAGUUAUGGGAGAUUAGAUAAAGAGCUAACAGUUCUCACUGUAACAGUUAAAAACUAGGUAAUGUAAAGGGAAUAUGCUGAAAACUUCAGUCAAAUUGUCAUUGUAAUUGUCACUACUGUCACAAUAAUUUUUGCAGUUAAUUAUCAAUGGGUGUUAAACAGCAGAUCGGAUUCAAAUCCAAUGAAAAUCAGACACAUGAGAUGGCAUUGAGAGUUGAUUAUGUUCUUUUCAUGUUAAUAAAUGUCUAACAUUUCAGUCCUAAAGAAAGACCUGCAAUAGGUAGAUUUAGCUCUUGCAUAAUGUAUGUUUAAUUAAAUGCUUUGUUGAUGAUCUGUUUGCCCUAAAUGAAGCCUGACUAUAUGAUCAACAAGGAACAAAUACAACAUUCCCUUUUUUUUUUUCUCUGUUUGUUUUGUUUUUGUUUUUUGUAAUUGUAUAAGAUAAUGUGUCAUGACAAGUUAUGUACAUAAUCAAAUAGUUAUUGAGGCUGUGAGAGAUGUUAUGUGUGUAAAUUGGGUACCUAUAUGUAACCUGUGAUAACAAAUUGAGUUGGAAGUCGCAAAAAAGUUAAAAAUCGUCUGAAAAUAUCUUCUUUUUUUUGAUAUAAGACUAAAGGUAAAAGUUUAGAUUUGAAAAAUAAAGCAAACUAAUUUUUUUUCGUAUUUUUAGUCUAUUUCGAUGGUUUUAUUCAUAUAUCGUGGACAAUGACUUGAGACUUCACUCUGCAAACCUCAGCAGAUUCCAGUACCCUACAUCUAGUCUCGACUGUAUGACGAAGUCCGCUAUUGGAACUACUUUCAAGUUCACGGAUUACCAACGGCCUUGCUCAUAAUGACGCCUUUGAAGAAUGUUUCAUCAUACAAAUAUUUCAAAGUCUGAAGCUGUUUUUCUUUCAAGUUAUCCGAUUUUCUUCAAACAAGGACAACUUUGCACUAAAAUUUCUACACACGCUUCGAACGACGCAAUUUUGAUAACUUCUUUUUAAAAGUGGCAAGUUUUCCUAAUAAGUAAACUGAUGCCGCAUCGCAAUUGUAUAGGCUUAGGUACAUAUCACUUACCGCCAUACAGUCGAGGCUAGAUGUAGAGUAACGAAAUCCGCUGAGGUUUGUCGAGACUUCCGACUCAUCUUGCCAUCGUGGGUCGCAUAUCUAUUUAUGGUGUAUAUAAUUACAGUAUUAAUAGGAUUUGGUUUAUAAGAUGAGAAAUGUUACAUAUCUAUCAGUAGGAUCGACUCAAUCUAAAAAAAAAAAAACGUGUGAUAUCAUUCAGGUAUGGGAGACAACUUCAAAUUUGGCGUAAGGUGUUUUAUAAAGGGGGUACUCGAUUGCACGUUCCGGAAUUGAAUUCUCUCAAUCCCAAAAAUAGUGACAAUCGAGUGAAAAGGUGGAUUUCGGGCUACAACGCAUGCGUCGACUGAAUAAGUAAAUAUCUCAACCAUCCAUGCAGCCGAAACCAUUUAAUUACGUCACGAUUCUACUCACACCACCUAGGUUGUCGGGACUGACAGAAUUAUGACAGAACUGAAUUCCGCGUUACUCGAUUGCAAUUCUGUCAAUUUGGGACGUUUUGGACUUUGAAUCGAGCAUCCCCUAUAUCAGACGAUUUGACACAAUAUUUCUGGGCCCAUAUUCACGAAAACUUAACUGAGAUAAAAUCCAAAUUUUAGUAAUUUGAUUGGAUAAUAUUAGAUUGAUUUUAGUGCUUAGCCAAUCAAAAUUGAGGUAUCUACUAAAAUUUGGAUUUUAUCGUAAGUUAAAAUUUCGUGAAUCAGGCCCCUGUGCACUUUGGUGCAUAUACACAUGGUACACAGAGAGUGGAAUGCGUCGGCGGUUAUUUCAAUGAAUAUAAACUGCAUUCAGAACAUCAGAACUCCAAGCACUUGUUGCAGGGAUUGGGUGGCCGAAUGGUUAUGGGGUGCGUGUUGUAUUGUAAUGUCAGUUAAUGAGACAAGUGGCGUGGUUGUACUUGACAAGGAGUAGGGUCGCCUGUCCAAUCUCGUGGGUUUUCUCUGGGUCCACCAGUUUCCUCCCACUGUUGUAAGAUUAUUCACACACAUACAUACAAAACAUAUCUAUAUGGUAAUGGUAUCAAGGUUAAUCAAUAACAGAGGAAAACUACCUGAAUAUUGCUUUAUUUGCUAUAACAAAAAAUCUUGUGAAUCAUUUGGCUGACUUGCAAUAUGUUUAUAACAUUUCAAAUUUAGUGUUUCUUUUUCAAUUGAUUAACUAGUCAUAAUUAUAUAACAUUGACUUCUAACUUGUAUCUCUUGGUCUUUCUUAAAGAUGCAUUAAGAUUUUAAUUUAAAAACUUUUUUUUUUCUGUAUAUUUUUUUUUCUUGUAUCAAAUAAAUUAUUAUAAGUCCCAUAUAUUGUCUCCAUUUUUAUUUUUUAAAUUUAUUUUAUUUAAAUUUGUUAUUUUGUUAAAUUAUUCUGAUUUUAUCAAAAUGGUCUGAAUGAGAUUAAUGAACCAGUAGUUAAACAUGCCGAUUUACUGCAAACACAGAGAGAAAAAGUUGACUUGUUUGAAUCAAGAAUAUAGAAAAAGGGACGACGGUAGUUGGUCGUCAAAUAAAGAGAGUAAAAGCUGUCUUCAAUUUAUGUUGUUUUAAUUUUGAGGACUUGAGCAGGCCAUUUUUGUGAGCUUCAAAUCAACCCCGAAGCUAGCGGGGAGGCAAGGGGGGCACCUGUCCCCCUGGGUGCUGAACUGCGCCCUUUCCAUUAGACGCAAUAUGAAGCCAACGACCAAUGUGCCCAUAUCAGUAUGGGCGCCGCAUAAUGUCAAGUGACAUUGGUUGGGCUGCCCCACCCCCUCGCUAUUUACAGGCCUGCAAAUGUUAAUUGUUCGAUAGAGUUGACAGGAAAAAAACCUAAAGGUAAACAAAAAAUUAAGACUAACUGGUAGUUAUAUCUGGCUAUUCUCAUCUCUUAACAUCUUAGUAAAAAUAAAUACCCAUAACUAUCAAAAAUCUAUUAAAAUUAUGUAUAUUUUGUUUUAUGCUAAGUUAUGUGUAAAUGAUGUUGCUUGUUCGAACACACUGUUUCAUUAUGCUAGGUUCGCACUGUUCGCGCUACGAUUGAAAUUGUGGUUUUAGUCGCGAAGUAAUCGUGGAGAUUCUAUCAAGUGUUAUCAUAUAUCGAGGUCAUUCGUGGGGGGUUGGAUGGGCGAAUGAUUAGCACACGCGUGCUGUAUCAUAAGGCCUGUCAUUGAGUCAACUUGCAUGGUUUUGAAUCCCCAGUUGUACGUGACAAGGAGUAGGGUCGCCUGUCCAACUUCGUGGGUUUUCUCUGGGUCCUCCGGUUUCCUCCCACUGCUAAAGACCUCUACGCGCAAGCGAAUUAUUUAAAUAAAAUUAAAACCAUAUGUUAGUCCCGAAAUGACCUAGUUUGUGUCGAGUGGACGUUAAACUCUCUCUCUCUCUUGACAGUGGAAACCUAGCAUUAUAAUAUUUUGUUUGGUAUAAGAUAACAAUCUGUUUAAAACACAGAUCCUAUUUUACUUUGUUUUUUUAUAGUUCAAUAUUUCGUUUAACUUGUCUUUACUACACUAGAAUAACCUGCGUUCUGGAUGAUAUAAGGGAUUGGCCAAUGAAAUGGUCUGUUAUGGUGAGUUUGUGGCGGGAGGUGCAGGGAGCUUUGGGUAAACCACUAGAAACGUCAACACUGAUUGAUUUAUCAAUGUCUGAUGUCAUAGGGUCAAAAGCUGCUCGUACAUCUGAUGCGACCUUCCACUACAACUGGUCAGAUCUUCAUGUAGUGUAGGCCAUCGAAAGUAUAAAAAAACGAAACAAAAUAUAGAUCUGUAUUUUAAUCAGAUUGUAUAUGAUAGGUAAAUGCUUAUGUUAUUGAUAAUGCCAAAAAUGCUUUCGUCCAUAUUUACUUGAUAAAUUACCUCAAUAAUAUUUGAACAAACACAACCUCGACAAUGAAUAAAUGAAUGGGGAUUAACCUUCUACAGUUCUACACACAGACAUAAGUUCAGAAUUUACUCAAAUUUCAAUCACUGUUUAUGAGAAAUAUCUUUGAUCCAGAAACACAAGACUUUGCACAUGGUUUCUUAUUGAUAUAUUUGAUACAUUAAAACAACAAAAGUUUUAUAACCGGUUGUAUUUUAGUUAAAAUAAGGUGAACAAUUUUGAGUAAAUUCUGAACAUAAGUCUGAGAAUGCUUCCUGGACUCAUGAAGACAAACAUAAACAAAUGAAAAUAUGUGUCACAUCACUGAUGAUGAGUAUUACAUAAUAAUGCAUUUAUCGUGGGAUAAAUCUAUUUGUUAAGGCCAGCUUAAUUUUUGUCAAGGUCGGUGAGCUGUAAAUAAGGUUAGGGCACGUGAUUGUUAGCGAGAAUGUUGGUUAGGGUAAGCAUUGGAGCUAGGUCCACGGUUAGGGUUAGGAUUAGCACUAGCCCUGUUUCCAUCUCAUGACCUAUGACAAAAAAUUGAGCUGGCCUUAUCAUUUAGCACUUACCAUUUAUCGUGUGCUUGAUUUGUUGAAUUAAGAAUUUUUGUUUUAUAUUGCAUUUAUCAAAUUAUUGGGGUUCGCAUCAUGAAUGAAUGUUUCUAAUGAUUUGUUGAUGGAUCGUUUUAUAAAUCAUAUUACCUUAUAUUUGUAGAUCAGAGUAACUACAUAUAUCCCACCAAAUGUUUCUUGAUCCCUGGAAAGUUCUAUCUUUAGUUUAGCAUCAUUGUUCCCUCUAAACUGUACAGGUAUGCAGAUGCAUACCCAUUUUGCACUAUGCACGUACAAAGAAAAUUAAUGUUCACAGAAAAUUUUAGGUCAUAAAAAAACAAUAUUCUGGUUUCGAAAUACUGUCACUUUAAAAAUGGCAACAUUGUAAAAAAGGGCCACAUUGUUUAAAAAGGGGCACAUGAUCUGUUUUUAAGUUGUCAGUACAGUUUUUUUUAAGGUAUUUGAGAUGGGCUGUGCCAAAAUAUUAUCAUAAAUCAAUUUCAUUGGAAUAUCUGUACAAAUAUCUUGUGCAUAGACAAUAAUUGUUGUUGGACUAAAAUAUACACACCAUCAGAUUUUGCACGCAUGCUCGAAUCCGACUACUAAAAACUAGAGGGUAAAUUGUUUAGCAUAUUUUUCGGCUAAAGCUAUUUGUUAAGGCCAGCUCAAUUUUUGUCAAGGUCCUUAAGAUGUAAAUAAGGUUAGGGCACGUGAUUGUUGGCGAGAUUGUGGGUUAGGGUAAGCAUUGGGGCGAGGGUUGGGCGUGACCUAUGACGAAAAAAAUUGAGUUGGCCUUAUCAUUUAGCACUAACCAUAUUUUUUUGCCUUUAUCAUAUAUAUAUAUAUAAAACUUUCUAUACUCCUUAUUACUUGUAUAUAAAUUAGUGACCUGGAUUGUGGUAUGUGGGUGGGUCUAAUAAUGUCACUUUCUAUAGUUGAUGAAUAUUAACAGUAGGUAGGCCUUGAAAUAAAGGCUUUUAGUUGCACCUGUCAAAAUGUCAGGCACCACUGAACUAGUACCUGAUAUUUUUAUCUUCGUGUUAAAUACUAAUGCGCAUUGUAUCAUAAGGUCUGUCAUUGAGUCAGCUGGCUUGGUUUCGAUUCCCGGGUUGUAUGUCACAAGGAGUAGGGUCGCCUGUCCAACCUCGUGGGUUUUCUCCGGGCCCUCCAGUUUCCUCCCACUGCUAAAGACCCCUACGCACAAGCGUCCAGAAAACCCCAUCUCUCUCUGCCUCCUAUACAAUAGAUAAAUGACCGGUACUAGAGAAAUUGUGUCUGACAUUGUCUGUGACAUGUUCUCUAUUUCUAGGCUUAAUAUAUAGUAGUCUAUUUAUAAUGGUUUGUUUGAUUCAUAUUAUACAUUUAAAGGCUCCAUACCACUCUUGUUGUAACUGAAUAAUAUGUCCCAAUCUUUAUUCUGGUCAACAAAUUGUACUAUUUUAGAAUAUUUCAAUUAAUUGAUGAUACAAAUUUCAUCUUAACACACCUUAUUUAAAAUUUUUGAAAAAUUCAACAUAAUGGUUUGAAACGUCUAACGUAAACCUUUUCAAAUGAAACUUCGAUUUAAAAAUAUUUUCGAACCCUCUGGACAAGUAAAAUAGGAUGUAAUGGAUAAUUUACACAACAGGUAGGACACUUAAACAUCUAGUACUUAGAUAGAGAUAUUUAUUUUCUGGAGCUUUCAAGCCAGCAAGAGUGUUAUUGUCUCCCUUUAAUGAUGUAUACACUAUAUUUAGUUAUAUUUAUAUUCAAAUCGUGAUGUAGAUUAUUGAAACAGUACAUAUAUCUAACAAUAAGACCCCGGAGAAGAACGAUCUAAGUCACUUUUUCAACGAACCCCAGGUAAUGGCACCAUCAGGUAGCAAAUUGUAUAAGCUUUCUGUGGAACAAUCAAUUUCAGGUAAAAACGAUCGGAGUCACAUCGAACCAAGACCUUUCUGAAAUGGCCCCCGGACAAAUAGGUCCAUCGUGCACUUUAUUUGACCUUAAUUUGGCUGAAAAGUGGAAGUCAGUUGUUGAACUGGUAAUUAUGAGUCGUAUUAAACAUCAUUUUGAAGUUGUAAUUUAACCCACUCGUUGUUCUGUUCGCGUCAAGCAUUCUCGUCCAAAUGAUGAGUUAGUUGUAUUUUACGUCCGCUUCCACCGAGGUGAUAUCGCAGACAAGUUCUCGUCCAAAAGUCUGUUUUGCCUUUUAUGCGAAAAGACAAAACUGUGACUUGGAUCGUUCUUCCCAUGGACUCUUCACAUGUAUGACCUUCUGUCCAAUGAUGUAUACAGUGUGUCUAGUUAUAUGUUAUAUUCAUUUUGAAAUCAGAUAGACCUAAGAAUAAGUGUGAUAUAUGUGUAUAACCUUGUGUCCAAUGUAAAUUUACAUUAGAUCAUUAGAAUAAUAAAAUAAUAUGAAGGAA
Messenger RNA from Patella vulgata (common limpet), 10497 nucleotides. Its product is annotated as V-type proton ATPase subunit B. Gene Ontology annotation, biological process: ATP metabolic process; proton transmembrane transport. NCBI's taxonomy places the organism in Eukaryota, Metazoa, Mollusca, Gastropoda, Patellidae. Bases 34 to 1596 code for a protein of 520 amino acids. Gene Ontology annotation, cellular component: proton-transporting V-type ATPase, V1 domain. The transcript is spliced from 14 exons. The record is from RefSeq and is a predicted model, not a curated record. Gene Ontology annotation, molecular function: proton-transporting ATPase activity, rotational mechanism; ATP binding.